Molecule: messenger RNA, 2429 nt
Organism: Anas platyrhynchos (mallard)
Lineage: Eukaryota; Metazoa; Chordata; Aves; Anseriformes; Anatidae
Gene: UBE2G1
Product: ubiquitin conjugating enzyme E2 G1
Source: RefSeq, a predicted model, not a curated record
UUGUCCCUUCUCAAGAUGGCGGCGCGGAAGGGCCGGCGGCGGCGCGCAGUGCGCCUGCGCAACGCGGCCCGGAGUGCAGCGAAAUUCCUGGCGGGCGGGGGGAGGAGGAGGAGGGCGGCUGGGAGCCACGGCCGCUCGCCCCUGGCAGGGACCCUGCGUGCUGUGGCGGCGGCCGGCGCCGAGCCAGACCCCCGGGGGGCGCCGUGCGGGCGGGCUGAGGGCCACUCGCCGCCUCCUCGGGCGCUCGCAGCACCGGGAGCCGCGCCGUCCCCGGGACUCCCUCCCCGGGCGGAGAGGGGGAGAAUGACGGAGCUCCAGUCCGCCCUGUUACUGCGGAGGCAACUGGCAGAGCUCAACAAAAAUCCAGUGGAAGGCUUUUCAGCGGGCUUAAUAGAUGACAAUGAUCUUUAUCGAUGGGAAGUCCUUAUUAUUGGUCCUCCAGAUACACUAUAUGAAGGUGGUGUUUUCAAGGCUCAUCUUACUUUUCCAAAAGACUAUCCACUGAGGCCACCAAAAAUGAAGUUCAUCACAGAAAUCUGGCAUCCGAAUGUUGACAAGAAUGGUGAUGUCUGCAUUUCAAUUCUUCAUGAGCCUGGAGAAGACAAAUAUGGCUAUGAAAAACCUGAGGAACGCUGGCUUCCUAUUCACACAGUGGAAACUAUAAUGAUUAGUGUAAUUUCUAUGCUGGCAGAUCCCAAUGGUGAUUCUCCUGCUAAUGUUGAUGCAGCGAAAGAAUGGAGAGAAGACAGAAAUGGAGAAUUUAAAAGAAAAGUUGCCCGCUGUGUAAGAAAAAGCCAAGAAACUGCUUUUGAGUGACACUUAUUCAGCAGCUAGUAGCUUCACUUUUUUCAGGGUCUCCAAUUGAGAAACAUGGCACUGUUUUUUUCCUGCACUCUACCCACCUAUUGCUGGACUUCUGUUGUUACAAGUUGGCAAACACUGGCUGGAACUGGGCUGCAAUAAAACAUGCCAGUUAUCAAUGCUGACAAGAGCCUAACAAGUGCCAACACAAGAUGAUUACGCAUUUUGAAAUCUAAUGAACUGCUUUAACCUUCAGGAAGAAUUGUAAAGAUGUGUACAUAGCACAACAUGAUCCGGAUAAUAUAUAUACUGUUCAUGUACAUCCACAAAUACACAUUGUACCAAAUAAUGCUGUCUGUAGUUAGGAAUAGAAUCGUGUAAAUUCUAAAGAUUUUAGCAGGUUUUUCUUUCCCUAUUCAUUGUUUCCUAUCAGUUUAAAAAAAUCGAAACUACAAACAACAACUUGUGAAGCAUGUCAGACUAAAACCAAUUAGGAUUAAAGUCUUUUUUCCACUUUAAUUUUCCUUUGACCCACUGAGGCUUAAUUAAAAUCUCUUGCUUAUUGAAGUUUAGUAUCUCUUUUGUUUUUUGGAAAUGUGCUCCCUUUUAUUCCCUCAUCAGAACUUAAAAUUUUCCUAAUUAAACCUGAAGGGAUUUGCUAUCAAUUACUUGUGUCUUCUUUUAUGAUGACCUUUGUAGUCUCAAAGGUGCUCUUUUUUCCUUCAACCCUCUUUUUUUUUUUUUAAUAAGAAACCCAAUUGCACAUGCUUCUUGAAUUGGGUAUAGCAAUAAACUGGCCAUGGAGCACCCUUGAGCAGCCUGCUGGAUUUUUCCCUUUCCAGGGACUUCAGUGUUUUCAUUUGGAAGUUGAAUUGACUAAGUUAGUCCAAGAUGGGAUGAGCUGCUUUUUUUAUGGGUGACUUUUUUUUUUUUUUUUUUGCCUUUUGCAUUGCCUGUUUGUGGGGUGGGGUGUGUGAGGGAGACUUGUUUUAUCUCAAGGUUGAAUUCAAGCAUGCGCAUCUGUAGGCUUUCAAAUGACUAACUUCUGGGUUUGGUAUCAAAAAUAGUUUUCUCCUUAUCCCUUUUCUCUCUUCUGUGGCCCUUCAUAUUCUUUGCCUUCUACUUCAGAGUUUCCUCACCUAAUGUACAAAGAAAAUUGCGAUGUAUAUUUUCAUGUAAUUUGAUUUUUGGAAUUCUGUCACCUUCUGUAGUGAGUUCUUCCAAAAUAUAAUUUUUUCCAAUAAUAAUGUGUCAAACUGGCUGUCUUCAGUAUCUAAAUAGGAAGGGGGAGCUGCAGUUGGAGUGCAGAUUACCUGAACAUCUUCAGCAACCUGACAUAAGCAAACUUUUAUUUAACUUGACAUACUGUUUUUAAUCUUGAAAUUAAAAACAGACAAACAAAACUUUUCCAGUUGGAACCAUCCUUGUCCCUCCAGUGAGCAAAUAUUAAUCUCAGAGUAUCUGAUACUGGAGUUUCUCAAGCAUGCCUGAAACACAUUUCUACCAAAGAAACUUUACAGAAGAUUUUACAACUACCUGACUGUUCUCUGCUCUGUCACAGGUUUGUUUUAUCACAGCUUUUAACAGCAGAGUAACUUACUAAUAAAUAAAGAGUUCAGUGUUAAGAA